This is a messenger RNA of Uloborus diversus, 430 nucleotides long. Its product is annotated as NADH dehydrogenase [ubiquinone] iron-sulfur protein 4, mitochondrial-like. The transcript has 4 exons. The record is from RefSeq and is a predicted model, not a curated record. Gene Ontology annotation, biological process: electron transport chain. NCBI's taxonomy places the organism in Eukaryota, Metazoa, Arthropoda, Arachnida, Araneae, Uloboridae. The annotation marks the transcript as partial.
CGUGUAAACAUUUCUAUGGAUGUCACAACUAGGAAUCCAACAUGUUUCAGUGCUACAUCUGUCAAUAGAUAUGAAAAACGCAAUGAACCUGAAAUUUUGGAUGCUAAGGAAGUUUUAUUAGAUCCUGAAAAAAAAACUCAGCUAAAAAAGUUGCAGAAAGAAAUGUCAGCCCCAGCUUUGAGUGACAUAACGCCACUGACUGGAGUCCCUGACGAACAUGUGAAGGGAAGGUUGGUUCGAAUAUUUCGACCCGCGAAGAAUCCUAUGCAGUCUGGCACAUUCAACACAAGAAAAUGGAAAAUGGAAUUUGAGACCAGACAAAGAUGGGAAAAUCCUUUAAUGGGGUGGUCAUCUACUGGGGAUCCCCUAUCAAAUAUGAAUGUACAGUUUUCAAGCCAAGAAGAAGCCAUCAAAUUUUGUGAAAAAAAUG